CAGCCUGGCAUGCCAUGUGCUCGAAUGCGUUAAAAUUACCAGCCGAAAUUUAGUUAAAUACGUUAUUUAAUCACAUUAAAUUAAAUAAAAUGGGCACGAAAAAGGUAAAAAUCAGCUCGGUGAAGCGCGCCGCGCAUUUGAAGUCGAAGAAAACGCCGCUGAGCAAACAGCAACAACAAAAGAACAAACAGAAACGUGAGCAACUGAGCUCCAAGCGGGAACAGGGCCAAAACAUCUUCUCACAAAAGGCUCACAAGCGUGACAAUCUAGCGCAGCGCAAGAAACACAACAAACGCGAGUCUCUCGGGCUGCACAGAGGCCUGGAUGCGGAUGAGGAUGGAGACGAUGAUCUUGGCGGCGAUCUGCUGCUGGAUAAUGUGGCAGAUAUGCUGGACGGCGAUGAUUUGGCGCUGCUGCAGGAAAACAAACGCAAGCGCAAAGCAAAAGCUGUUCCUUUGGAUGAUCAGCAGCAGCAAUCGGUGGGUCUUGAAAUGGCCUACGCGACGGCCAGCAAAAAGGAACAGGCGGCGCAAAAGAUUAAGGUCAAUCUGCUGCCGAUUAAGUCACGCGAUGGUGAGAUUAUAACGCGUACAACAGAAGUCGACUAUGUGCCCAAGCCAAAGCACAAGGCGAAAGAGGAGGUGGAGGAAGCGGAAGAUGAGGAUGAUGAGGCGGAGUCAGCAAGCGAUGCUGAUGUCUUUGAGGACAGCGACGAUGAUGUGGUCAAUGAUGACGGCCCUGUGCCCAAGCAGAAGUUCAUAACCACCACAGAUUUGCUAAUUGCAAGACAGCAGGAAAUCGAACGUCAAAAAUAUCGCAUUGGCAUCAUUUGUUCCGGUAUUCUGGAGAAACCUGAGGAUAAAAUGCGCAACUUUAAUGCGCUCUACGAGCUAAUGGACGAAAUUAAUUCAGCGACAGGUGUGCCCAACAUGUUCGCUGUACGCAAACUAGCCAUUAUUUCAGUCACGGAAAUCUUUAAGGAUAUUCUGCCCGAAUAUCGUGUGGGUCAGGUGGAUACAAAGAUGCAAACGGUGCGCAAAGCUACCCUGGAUCGUGUGACAUUUGAAAAGGCGCUCCUGCAGCAGUUUAAGAAGUUUCUGCAGAAACUGGAAUAUCUGACGGGACAGGUGAAUAAACGUGGUGGCCAAAAGACACCACAAACCAUAAAAAUGGCCAGCGUGGCAGUGCAGUGCAUGUGCGAUCUGCUGAUGGCCCAUCCGUACUUCAAUUACGUUCAGAACAUUGCUCAGCUUUUGGUUUACAUGCUCAACUGCAACUAUGGCAAGAUGCGCGUCAUCGUCAAUCAAUGUUUCCGUUCGGUCUUUAGCAACGAUAAGAAGCUGGACAUGACGCUAUUUAUAGUGCGACGAAUCAAUCAUCUGAUUAAGACGAACAAGAACAAUGUGAAUGUCGAGUGCAUUACUUGCAUGAUGGGUCUGAAGAUCAAGCAUGUCAAUCUAGAUGCCGAAAAGGAGAACGAAUUGAAGCAAAAAAAAUUGGAAUCGCAUCGCCAGCGUCUGCUCAGUUUGUCGAAGAAGGAGCGCAAGCGUCGCAAGAAACUUACCGAGGUGAACAGGGAGCUGGAGGAGACACGGGCUGAGGAGAACAAACAGACCAAACACCACAAACUGACAGAAAUUAUCAAAAUGGUUUUCACUAUCUAUUUCCGUGUGCUGAAGAAUGAUCCCACAUCGCGUGUGCUUAGUUCGAUCCUUGAGGGUCUGGCGGAAUUCGCUCAUGUUAUUAAUCUGGAGUUCUUUGCGGAUCUUAUUGAUGUUUUGAAUCGUAUACUCGAGGAGCAGGAUUUGGGGUAUCGCGAGCAGCUUCACUGCAUCCAGACAAUAUUCGUUAUCCUCUCCGGUCAGGGCGAAGUCUUGAACAUAGAUCCCAUACGCUUCUAUCAGCACUUCUAUCGCAACAUGCUGGUCGUGCAGGCGGGCAAGAAUCACGAUGAUUUUACUAUUAUACUGCGCACACUUGAUGAAGUGUUAGUGAAACGGCGGCGCAACAUGAGCCAGCAGCGUCUGAUGGCAUUUGUGAAGCGUCUCCUGAUGGGCAGUCUGCAUCUGCUGCACAAUGGCACCCUGGCCACGCUGGGCACCAUCAAGCAGACAUUCCAGUUGACCUCAGUGCUGGAUGCGCUCCUCGACACGGAUACCACAAUUGGCUCUGGCCGCUAUGACCCCGAACUAGAUGAUCCCGAGUUCUGCAAUGCGGCGAGUACAUCGCUCUAUGAGCUCUCCUUGCUGGCGCGUCAUUAUCAUCCCACAGUGCGUCGCAUGGCAGCGCAUAUAGCUAGCGGAGUGCCUGCCUCGGGCGAAGGCGCACUGCCCACAGACAUUGGCAAACUCAAUGCGCAUGAACUCUUUGCACAGUAUGACAGCACUCAAAUGGCUUUCAAUCCCACGAUACCCGUGCCAAGGCAGAGUGAACCCAAGCUCAAGCGGGGCAGGCAUAUGUAUUUACGGUCAGAUUUCAAGCAGCACUAUGGAAAAUUGCUAAGGAGUGCUGCAACAAAACGAAGCUUGUGCAACAAGAUGCUGCAAUUAGAUUUUCUUAGUGAACUCAGCAAGCACUGAAAUAAGCUAUUUUAAAUUAUUUUUAUGAUAUCGUCAUGUAGCGGAAAAAAUAAUUUUGUUGGUUUUAAUCAUUAAAAUAUAUAGAAAUCCAUUCUAAUAUUUGUAUAUAUUAAAACAAAAAAAAUAACUGCCUUCUAAUUAUAGCAUAUUAAAUACGCUUCAUU
Drosophila grimshawi is the source of this 2743-nucleotide messenger RNA. It is a transcript of the gene Noc3, whose product is annotated as nucleolar complex protein 3 homolog. The transcript is spliced from 4 exons. Gene Ontology annotation, molecular function: chromatin binding. Gene Ontology annotation, biological process: DNA replication initiation. NCBI's taxonomy places the organism in Eukaryota, Metazoa, Arthropoda, Insecta, Diptera, Drosophilidae. The coding region runs from base 90 to 2579 and encodes 829 amino acids. The record is from RefSeq and is a predicted model, not a curated record. Gene Ontology annotation, cellular component: nucleolus.